AUGUCAGUCUCGGGGGCAAAUACCUCAUACUUGAAAGGCCCGGUGGUAUUGCGUGGUAUUGAUGAUGAUCCCUUCUGGAAUAAAGAGAUAGACAAUAUCCCCCAUGUGUUUCUUUUCGCUAUUCCAUAUGCCCUCUCAUUGAUCUCUCAAUAUCCUAACAUGGCCGACAAGACAGGGCUGGGUGCUCUCAAAGGCGCCCCGCUAGUUGGAGCUAUCACUUCUGUGUGUGCUUCCUCGUUUCUGCUUUUUGGAUAUGAUCAAGGUGUCAUGUCUGGGGUGGUCAUCUCUGAAGAUUGGCUUGAUGCGAUGGGACAGCCCAGUACCGUGAUGACCGGUACAAUCACUGCUCUAUAUGAUAUUGGCGGGGUUCUUGGUGCAAUUGGCGCUGCAUUGUGGGUUGAAGAUCUUGGUCGAAAAAGAGGUUUAUUGGUUGGAGCAGCUUUGAUCGUUAUCGGUGCUAUAUUGAUGGGUAGUUGUGCUGAGAGAAUUCAGUUCAUCGUGGGAAGGAUUGUCACAGGCUUAGGAGCGGUGCAAUGGCGGUUUCCUAUAUUAUUCCAGGCUGUCUUCGCGAUUUAUAUCCUCGUCGUGGCACCGUUCUUACCCGAUACACCACGCUGGCUCAUGUUGCAUGAGUCCACACCGGAGAGAGGAACGAUUGUUUUGUCAAAAUUGCGCAACAAGCCAAUCGAAGAUACCGCUGUGCAGAAAGAGAAGAAUGAGAUUGGGGCAGCAAUCAGUAUCGAAGCCGAAGAGGAAGGGUCCUGGAAAUCACUCUUAUCGGAUGGGGGCUGCGCUGCAAACAAGCGGCUUUUCCUGGCACUGGGCAUUCAAUUUAUGCAGCAGACUUCUGGUAUCAAUAUUGUAACUUACUACGCACCCACCUUGUUAAAGAGCUCAUUGGGCAUGACACAGGAGCGAGCUCUUUUUGUCAGCUGUUUUUUGCAAGUCUGGUAUAUUGUAGCAUCGUUGCUUACGUGGUAUAUGAUCGAUGCCGUUGGGAGAAGACGAUUAUAUAUCAGCAUGUCUAUUGGAAUGGGCGUUGUGUUGGCUUGCGAGGCUAUCACUGUUGCCAUUGACAACCAGCAGUCUGCUAUUGCAGCAGUUUUCUUUAUCUUUGCCUUUGAGGCUUGCUUUACAUGGGGUUGGAUGGCCACGGUAUGGGUAUACCCAGCGGAAAUUCUUCCUCUAAGAAUUCGGUCAAAAGGAGCUGCUCUUGCAGCCGCAGCCGAUUUUCUGGGAAAUUUUCUCGUUGUGGAAAUCACACCUCCAGCCCUCGAAAAUAUCGGCUACAAAACCUACAUUAUUUUUGCUGUCUUGAAUAUCGUGGCGGCAUUUCUUGUAUAUUGUUUCUACCCCGAAACGUCGUACCUGAACUUGGAAUCUGUUGAUUUGCUAUUCCUGCCCGACGAGGACCGAGACCAGCAGAUUAUGUCAAAGCAGACCUUCUACCAAAAAGCUUUACAAUGGAAUGUUGUGCCAAGGGCAAGAAUGGCAGUCAAUGAAGCCAAAGCAAGGCAAAAGGCCGGGUCGGAGAUAGCUCCAAGUGAUGAGCAUAGUGAUGUUGUGGCCGGUUUGAAGAAGGGUUUGGGCGCUUACCAUGUUGAGUUCAAGGAAUGA
This is a messenger RNA of Penicillium soppii, 1617 nucleotides long. RefSeq lists its product as uncharacterized. The coding region runs from base 1 to 1617 and encodes 538 amino acids. The record is from RefSeq and is a predicted model, not a curated record. The transcript is spliced from 6 exons. Gene Ontology annotation, biological process: transmembrane transport; carbohydrate transport. NCBI's taxonomy places the organism in Eukaryota, Fungi, Ascomycota, Eurotiomycetes, Eurotiales, Aspergillaceae. Gene Ontology annotation, cellular component: membrane. Gene Ontology annotation, molecular function: carbohydrate:proton symporter activity.